GCCCGGGCGUCCAGCCCAAGCACCCUUCGGCUCCUAAAGUCCGCUCCGCUCCGCUCAGGUGCCGCAGAAAAGCGACGCCGCCGCCGCAGCAGUCCGUCUUCUCCAACCCCGACCGGCCGAGCCGCCCUCCCCAUCCUCCCUUGCGCCCGCGUGCGCCUCGCAGCUGAAGCCCCUCCUCCCCGCGCCUGGACUCAGGCUUUUGUUUCCCAGCGGCCAAUUUUCCCUUUCCUUUGCCUUUCUCCGCUCCACCCAACCCUCUCGGCCUUAUUUCCUAGCGGCGACGACAAGGCGAGCAGCCACUGCCAGGUCUUUUGUCGGUCGACCAUCUGGCCUUCGUCGGGCGCCGCGACGAACAUCAGACAGGAACAUGGACUGUAAAAUGGUAUCGCCAUCGAGAUUUGAGAAAUGGUGGUUGAUGUGAAUACUUGUCUUCAGACCCAUGGGGAACCAUAGGACUUGUAUAAUUUUUCUGUAGUCCUACUCCUGAAUCCUAUUAGUAGUAGUACUAGUACUUCAGCAGCUUAACUAUGCAUACUUUCAUCAUGAGAUUUAUUUCACAUUUGGGUAUCUGAUUGAAAAAAAUCCAGGGAACAAAUGGAGAUAUUGUGUCCAAUUUAACCUAUUGUUUUGUAUUCUUUCCAUGAAAAAUUAUUUUUUGUUAGAUUGGAAAAUGCACAGAGAUGCAGGUUCAACCCAGCAUCUACUUGUGUGUUCAAUAUGGGGAUCAUUUGGUAGUUUCGCUGAAAUUUCUAACCUAGUUUUUGUCUGACCCAACUUGAAAAAGAUAGUCAUGUCCUGGGCAGACUUAGAUAGCUGGAUUAUAAUUAUUAUCCGAGUUGGAAGGUUUAGAAGUUGGUUGGGGGUACUAACAGUUAGUCUGUGCCCAUUAGUUUUCACCCUUCCCCCAAACAAAACCAUAUGGAAAAAAUAGUGAUGCCACUUAUGGCAGCCAUUUUGUCUGGAAGGCCUAAUAUAAAGUAAUAAACAAUCUCAAUUGAGUUUAAUCUUGAAACUGUAAUGGCAAAGUUAAAGCUGAUGUACUUAUCAUUGUUAUGUUUUAGAUUGUCAUUUGAUUCAUUGCAAGUUGAUUCCUAAACGAGAAGCACAACUGGAAAAUCACCAGUUUAAGCAUGAGCUACUGGUUGCAAUCCCUACUACAAUGCUUAUAUGGGUGGCUUGACAGAGGAAAGUGCUAGUGUUAGUUGAGGGUAACAGGUGUCCAGUGCCAUGUUGAAACUCAGUUGAGUACCAUGAAAGGGGCUGAUGGCAAAGAGUCAGAAGCUGCAUCUGUCAUCAAAGUUGCCAGAGAGCCUGCCAUCAUUAUCAAUGGUGUUCCAGACUUGCCCCCUGAUUGCACUGCUGGUUCUCAACCUGAGGUAAAAAAUGAUGCAGAAUCUCAAGUUGAUCCUCGUUUUGGUGAGUGGCUAGAAGGGAGGAAAGUGAGGAAGCUUUUCGGAGACACGUAUUACGUUGGGAAAGUAGCCAAGUAUGACAGUGAAAGCAACUGGUACAAUGUCAUCUAUGAUGAUGGAGACCAGGAAGAUCUUGAAUGGUGUGAACUCGAGGAGAUCCUGCUACCGUUGGACAUAACUGUUCCACUAAAAACACUUGUUAUGGACAAAUUCAAAGUUCAGGGAUCAGUUCCUAAGGUGGGUAGACCAAAGAAAGUUUAUGCUACAAUGGAUGGUAAUACAAAGAAAACACCAAAUGUUGGAGUAGAAGGCCAAGGCCAACAAUCGGACAAUGAUGCAAUGAGUGGUCAGUUAGUGGCUGUCACAGCAGGAGGAAAUGCUCGAGCAUGCUUGCUGGCUUGUAAUCAACCUAGAAAGAGGGGCAGGCCUCGAAAAGAUGGAUCUUUAUCUGCUAAUAAUCCACCUAAAAAAAGAGGCAGGCCUCCGAAGAACAGAAAUGCUUCUGGAAAUUCUCAGAGCGCAGAAAACAUUCCGGAUUCUCUGGCUCUUGUGCCAGUGCAAGACAAUGCGCAAGAAUCUUCCAGGCAACAGAAUAGCACCCUUAUGCGCAAUACAAUGACAGCUCGGGCAGAAAAACUUAAAAGAGAAAGUUUGCGUGUCCAAGGCACAUCAUCAGGAACUCAGUAGUUCUAGGAAACAAGUAGUUUCGCUUCUCCAAUAUAGAAAUCUGUGAGCAUUUCAGAAUCUAUGUAUGAUGCUUACAUCUAGCUUUCAACCCAUAUUUUGUACAACCUGGCGUACAACAAAACUUGUAAAGCUAAGUCUGCUAUACCAAUCCUAUUGUAAUCCUUCCUAUACAAGUAUGUUUGCAUUUUGCAA
Messenger RNA from Setaria italica (foxtail millet), 2291 nucleotides. RefSeq lists its product as uncharacterized. Bases 1251 to 2099 code for a protein of 282 amino acids. The transcript is spliced from 3 exons. The record is from RefSeq and is a predicted model, not a curated record. Gene Ontology annotation, molecular function: DNA binding. NCBI's taxonomy places the organism in Eukaryota, Viridiplantae, Streptophyta, Magnoliopsida, Poales, Poaceae.